UCCAAACUCCCUUUUUGCUACCCUCAGAACUGUGGGAUCCAACGUCCGCUCCCACGAACGGGGAGCGGGACGGACGUCGGACGCCACAGUUCAGGGGGUAACUAUUUGCAUUGUCCAUGAUCCAUGCUCAUGCAGUCCUGGACAUGACAAUGUAGGCCUACGUGGACAUUCUCGCGGUUAGACAUUUGGGAACUUCUGUACAUUACUGAAUGGCAUGAAGGAUAAAUUUGCCUCUUUGCUGAUUGAAAUUGAAUGUCCACAUACUACAUGCAUACACAGCUCUCCCCAAUGGACAGAUGCAACUUCAUGCGUUCAUCCGGGAGCUUUUCAACCUGAGGUCACAGUGAGAUUGUCAUCACCAUGCCAGUAUACGUGCGCAAGAACCUCCUGUCCAUUACCCCAGAAUCAUUGGGUGACCGCUCCAGUGAUGAGGAGGACUACAUCCGGGACCCGGAGCAGAUGUACGAUGUUCUUCCCCAGCCGUUCCGCCUGGUCAAUAAGAUCGUCAACUUGAUCUUUGACCUGGCCUGGGAGGUCAUCAGCGAACGGGAGUCGGCCAGGAUCGCCGAGAAGUCCCGCGUCAGGCCCCCACAGUAUGAUUGUGCCACUCCAUUACCAGACUAUGGCCAAGCACUGUGUACAUCCAGCUGUCCUGAUGGGCGCUAUGUGUUCUUUGGAAUGCCUCAAGGCAUUGCUAUGAUUGAUGCAAUGACCCAGGCACCCAUUACAUCAUGGGAACACGGGACAGAAGGUGUCAGCAUCUGCUCUCUUGAUGUAUGCCUGAUUGGAGUGCAGACAUACCUCAUCGUGGCUGUAGAUACGGCUGGAACUGGAAGGCUGCUGUGUUCAGCUUUUGAGAUGAUUCAUCCUAUUAAGACAUUCAAUGAGGAUGUUGCUGGGUCUGUUGUCACUAACUCAUUCAUCUCCAGUGAUGGAGACUAUGUAUCAGUUGGUCUUCAGACUGGAUCAGAUGUUUGGCUGGAUGUUUGGCAUCUACCCAGAGAUAAUUGGCUGCGGGAAUUUGAGACUGCCCACAGCAAUGCAGUGAAACAACAGCAGCAGCAGCAACAACAAGCGACAAAGCCUGCAGAGGUUGACAAACUGGACUCAAGCAUAGAAAUGGCUACAUCUAUAGAGGGUAUUACAACCGACACAGCAAAGUCCACUUCAUCAGGCUCCCCCAGGGGCUCGCCAACUCCCCACCCAGGGGCAGCUGCUGCUAGCACGGUAGCAGCUGUGGCAGUACCCAACCUGAACUUGUCUCAAUUGUCAAAACCCAGCAUGGUACUGAGAGUCAGGCCCCCGCCGGCAAUCCUAACAGGCGUGACUGGCUCUGUUUCCUCUCUCUUCCGAGCCAUUGAUGAAGGUCAGGUGGUGGGUCUGGGCACCAAACAACACCUGAUCACCGACCAGCACCUGGAGAAACGCAGGCAGGUCUUUCAGCAACAGCACCAGGACCAGCUGCGGUUCCUGCCAGAGCAAGAGGACAAGGCCUGCCCUCGGUCCCUGUGCAUUUUCCUCAACCCAAGCUUCCUACUGGUCACUGGCCUGGAGGCCAGCAAUGAUCGGCCCAACAGUGUGGCUGUGGCCUGGACAGGAAGUACCAACAUCUGCCAUUAUAAUCUCCUUAAAUCGUCCAAAGAUCUUGAGCACAAGCCUGACAUUGUAUGGCCGUUUGGCAGUGACAUCACCUGUCUUGCUGCCUCACCAUGUACAUCGCUCCUUGCUGUAGGUCAUGGAGAUGGUACCCUGACCAUCUAUGAUCAACACAUGGGUCUGCCCCAGGCGGUGCAGAGACUAUCAGCAGCUGGUUCAGUCUCUCACGUCCACUUCCUUAACCCCAGCAUCAUCUCCCCUGCCCAGGGGCCCUCCAGGGAGCCCUCAGCCACCCCUGACACACACCUGAUGGCCUGCUGCUCUGAUGGCAGCAUUUCUGUGGUGCGGUGUGGCUACGAGGGUGCUGUGUCACUGCGGGUCAUUGAGCCAGCCUGCAACGAUCGUAAGGAGAGGGUGGUGUCUGUGCAGCCUCUGACUGGUAUCCCUCAAGUGGUUGUAGUGGUCCAUGGAGGCGGUGAAGUGAGUUUGGUGGAUGUGCGGAGGGGCCAUGCUUUGUGCGUCAUAGCACUGCGAGAGGCAGACUGCAGACUGACGGCUGUGGUCCCACCAGUCCUGACACCGGCAGCCAACGCAAACAUGCUUUAUGUCAAAGGUGUGAGGGAAGCCAGUGAAGACUUGGAGGAGACACGGGACAGCAGCAACAUGUUUGUCUUUCCUCUCCGUUCUUUUCCGGCUCUCGAUCCCUUCAUAAAGAACCCAGUACACCCCCAGCCGUACAGCCUACAUGUUACGGUGCAGAAGCGGUUUGACUGGAUGCUUUCAAAUAGACUGAGCCUGCAGAAUGAGCGUCAGCAACGGAUGCAGCAGCGCUGGCACCAGCUGAGUCCACAAGUCAUUUCCUGCAAGUGAUCACGCUGACUCUGUUUUCCAAAUCUACACUUGUUGCCAUGUUUGAGGUGUUCAGACGACAUUCUUUUAAAAAACUGUAUAAUACUUAUAAAACGGGGUUACUUGCAUGAUCCUUGAAGACUUUUGAACUGUUUGAUGUGCUUGAUCUUUUUUGGGGUGGUAAUGAAAUGAGCGAUCCUUAGGCUCAGCUAGGAAAGUAACCAGUUUGCCGACUUGACCCGUUUGGCCCGGUUUUGCGUGGGAGAUUAUGAUUAGUCAUUUUGUUUACUGAUGCUCAGGCAUUAGUCAAUUUUCUAGUGGUAAUGCUCAUGAUCAUGCAGUCAAGUAUACAAUUUGGUAAGGGAACAUGUUCGGGCCGGGAAACUGCAGAGGCAGAAGGAAGGAAAUAUCACUCGUGUUAUCUCUGGUAUAAAACUGAUACAAAGUUCCCAGGGAACCAUUCCCUUGGAUUUCCAGGUACAUGGAAGAAUCCCCAGGGGGCAGAGUCAAUCUAGGCCGCAUGGUUGAAUUGCUCUGAUUGAUACCGGAGCUGAUAAAAGGCUUUUGGAAGGUCGUCACCACCCCACCCUAACAUAAUUGUGCUACUUAAAUCCAGCAGGAAUGUCAACCCAUGGAUUAAUCUUGGUGUGGGGGGGGGGUCAUCAGCGAUGAAUCCUUUAUAGCAAAGGUCCACUUGGCAUCAUAGCAAAGGUCCACUUGGCAAAGGAGCUGAUCAUCUGUGCAAUUGUGUAAGCCUGCUUUCUUUUGUACUGUUGUGUAUGAUUGGCAAAAUUUGUCAUAAACUUUGCCCCUUUUGUGACUUUGCUGGCGCCAACCUUAAAAGGAUGAAUGCCAUUUGACAGAGUUCCACUCAGAUGACGUCUCCAUGUAUGCACAACCGCUGUUAUCUGGCUGACUUCACCCAUACAUACAAACAGUCCAUUGACAUGAUUUCCGUCGGUAUCCACCAAAAAGAUUACUAGCUCAAUUGAUACUUGCAGGGAUCAGUUUUCAGAAAGCAUUACAAUUCAUUGUAACUUGGUAUACGCACAAGUAGAUCCUGAUUUUCGUAGCAAAGCAUUGAAAUUAUACUUAGAAUGAGUCCUGGCCUGCUGAGUCAUUUUGCAGCACUGCUUUUGAGAGCCAAAUUUGAAGACAGGAAGACGAGAAGAAGCCCAAACUUUAGAAAUAAGGGAAAUUCUUUCUUAACUAAAGAAACCUGUACAUAAAUGGACAUUUAAUGUACCUUUAAAACUAGAGUUGUAAUUGUAAAGUACAUUGACAUUGAUCUUGUGGGCCAAUCCAAAUUGCUUUGGUAGCAUCGCUCCAGCAGGAGCUGAUCAAGUCAACCCUGGAUUUCCUCCGCAGACUCCAGAUCACAGUCAAUGCCACACACAUCCUAGAAGUAUUUAGAAGAUGUUUAUUCGUCCAUGGUUCACACAACCUAUUCAAAAGAUGUACCGAUUUUCAUAGAAGACGUUUCGGACACAAAUUCUUUAAUGUAUCACAUUUUAAAAUCUUACUACGCCUGUAUUACACAAUACUUGCAUAAAUCUAAGAUAAGACUUGGAUUAUUUAAUCUUUAAUGCGCUUCUAUGUGUAAAAUGUAAAUUUGGUUUGUGAAAUGUAUGUAGUAAACAAAUCUGUCCUCUAAAUAGAGUGGUUCUCUAGGUUUUCCACAAAAUUUCCAGAUAAAGAUACUCUAAUUUUAUUUCAAGCUAUUGUUAGGCUGAAGGUAAUGUGGAAUUCAAUUCAUAUUUCAACCACUACAUUUCAUUUUGUUUGCAGUCAAUGUAAUUUAUUUUAACUACUUCCUAAUUCGUCCCUACUUUUCAAUGACUAAAGGGAUUUGUCAUUCAAUCUCAUUGGAAAUCUAAAACUUUUGUUAACUGUGUGAACAUGCAGUAGUGUUUGCAAUUAUGUUUUUUUAUUGAUACAUUAUGUAUUUAAAGAUACUUCCUGCUUUCCUUUUAUUCAGUGAAAGAAAUAGUAAUCUCAUUUUUUUUGACAUGUAAUUUGCUUUAAUUGAAAAUAGAUCUGGAAAUUAUCCUGAACAACUAAACGAUUCUGUUAAUUUUAUUGUUCUGGUGUAAAUUGUGUUCUUUCCACCACUUUCCAUCACAAACAUGGACAUUGGUCAUUAUUAUUUUAUAGUCAUUCUUCAACGCUCCCAUCUGGCCACAUAGUGAAUACAUUUAUGGCACUUGUCAUGUGUUGUCCAAACCCUUUUUCACUUUGUUAAGAGAAUGAAUGGCAGCAAAGAGUAGUAAGCGCCUCAUUAUGUACAUCUUUAACUACUUUCAAUCUUCCGUGCAUUAAAUGAAUUUGAAAUCAUAA
Messenger RNA from Acanthaster planci (crown-of-thorns starfish), 4782 nucleotides. Its product is annotated as WD repeat-containing protein 93-like. Gene Ontology annotation, biological process: electron transport chain. Gene Ontology annotation, cellular component: respiratory chain complex I. NCBI's taxonomy places the organism in Eukaryota, Metazoa, Echinodermata, Asteroidea, Valvatida, Acanthasteridae. The record is from RefSeq and is a predicted model, not a curated record. Gene Ontology annotation, molecular function: protein binding.